Symbiodinium pilosum is the source of this 1210-nucleotide messenger RNA. NCBI's taxonomy places the organism in Eukaryota, Dinophyceae, Suessiales, Symbiodiniaceae. The record is from the annotation of a GenBank genome assembly.
GCACGAGCUCUUCAUCAUCAGCCAAGGGUCGUUCGACCUCUACCCCAAUGUCAGGAUGCAGGGGAAAGCAAAGGUGAAGUCCGCCGAGGCAGUCUACACCAGCACCACUAUGACAGAGCGUCUGGUGAGGAAGCAGCAGUUUCUCCUCGGCUUGCUGGGAACAGACAAGCGUUCGGAGGGCGUGCCUCAUGCUCGACGAUCCAUGUUACCGGCGACGAAUCGAGGGGGCAAUGAUGGGAACCGCAAAAAGCAGUGGUCAGCCAACUCGGCUUUCGUUGAUCAGAAGAAGGUUUCCAUGGGGGCACGCAGCACGCCGAAAAAAGCCCGGAGAGGAUCAGAGACUGGCCUGGGUAUAGACAGUUGGGGAUUUGGCUUCAUGGCCCGGACUCGGUCAUUGAAGAGCGACCUCGAUGAGGAGGAGGAUGAGACUUCACCCUUUCAGGUUGGUGAUCAGGUUGCUGCCCUCGUCGCAGGUUGGGACGUCCAGAAGGAGUUGGGAACGGGUCGAGUUCUGGAGGUGCUGGAGCAAGGGCCACAGGGAAAAGUUGCUGUCGAUUUUCCAGAUGGCAUUCGCGAAGUGAAGGUUCAGCUGCUGCGGCCAGUGGAAGACGUGGCUCCUUUGUGCCGGCUAACGUCGGGGGAGUGCUACGGCGAACUGUCGUUACUGUACAACACGCGUCACCUGGCCACAUGCAAAGCUGUUGAGCCUUCUGUGGUCUACGGUGUUCCUUACAAGGCUUUCAAGCGGUGCUUUGGCAGGAGAGACGGCCGACCCCAGGAGCAAGCGUGGAUCAAGCUGCUUGACGAGGUCAACUUCUUGAACCCUUUGGUCCGCUCUGAGCGCGCAGAGGUUGCGCGAAAUGCUGUUGGGACCUUUAGCUUCAAUCCCAACGAGAUGGUGAUGACCCAAGGGGAGAUCACCGAGAAGUUGUGGUUUGUCGUGGAGCGAGGAGGCUGCGUGGUCACACAGAAAGACUCAACCGGUCAGGUCAAGGUGUCGGCGGAGCUGCGUCGAGGCAACCACUUCGGAGAGCGUGCCAUCUUCCUUCAGCAGCGUACAGCAGAAUUCUCGGUGCAGGCUGGUGCGAAGGGCAUGCAGUGCCUCGUCAUUGACGGAGAGCUGCUACGCACCCUUCCGCUGAAUGUGGAAGGACAGGAUACCGAUUUCGGAGUGACCGUGCCCCAGGGACACAGCAGAAGCGCCAGCUAG